Molecule: messenger RNA, 1033 nt
Organism: Coturnix japonica (Japanese quail)
Lineage: Eukaryota; Metazoa; Chordata; Aves; Galliformes; Phasianidae
Gene: RAB34
Product: RAB34, member RAS oncogene family
Molecular function (GO): GTP binding; GTPase activity
Source: RefSeq, a predicted model, not a curated record
ACCCCAUAUCCCAUACCCCAUAUCCCAUACCCCAUAUCCCAUACCCCAUAUCCCACCCCAUAUCCCAUACCCCAUACCCCAUAUCCCAUCCCAUCCCUCCGGCCGUGAGACACCAUGAACGUGUUGGCCCCGGUGCGCAGGGACAGAGUGGUGGCCGAUCUGCCACAGUGCUUUAGGAAGGAGGCCGCCCUACACACCCGCCCUGAGUUCCACCCCAGUGUGAGCAGCGCCUGCCAGGAGCAGCGGACGGGCACAGUGGGCUUUAAGAUCUCCAAGAUCAUCGUGGUGGGGGACCUGGCGGUGGGGAAGACCUGCCUCAUUAACCGUUUUUGCAAGGACGCCUUUGACAAGAACUACAAGGCGACCAUCGGGGUGGACUUUGAGAUGGAGCGCUUUGAGGUGCUGGGGGUGCCCUUCAGCCUGCAGCUGUGGGACACAGCGGGGCAGGAGCGCUUCAAGUGCAUCGCCUCCACCUACUACCGGGGAGCUCAAGCCAUCGUCAUCGUCUUUGAUGUCAACGACAUGGCAUCCCUGGAGCACACACGGCAAUGGUUGGCAGAUGCCUUGAAGGAGAACAACCCUUCCAAUGUCAUCCUCUUCUUGGUGGGCUCCAAGAAGGACCUGAGUACACCAGCACAGUACAGCCGGAUGGAGAAGGACGCGCUCAGGGUGGCCCAGGAGAUGCAGGCAGAGUUCUGGGCUGUGUCCUCACUCACAGGAGAGAACGUGAGGGAUUUCUUCUUCCGUGUGGCAGCACUGACCUUUGAGAGCAGCGUGUUGGCAGAGCUGGAGCGCGGCAGUGCCCGGCGGAUCGGAGAUGCCGUGCGCAUCGGCAGCACCGAGAGCGACCUGUACCUGUCAGCUCCCCGCAAGAAGCCCAAAUGCUGCCAGUGAGCCCCACAUCACCCCACAUCUCCAAACCAAAGAGCGGCGGCCCUGGCAGGUGGGGGCACCCCGUAGCUAUGCAACCCCUCCCAGAAGGGACACCCCCAGCCUUCAUUGUAAUAAAAUGGUUUUUUUAUGCUUUUUAAAA